Neoarthrinium moseri is the source of this 1617-nucleotide messenger RNA. RefSeq lists its product as uncharacterized. The record is from RefSeq and is a predicted model, not a curated record. NCBI's taxonomy places the organism in Eukaryota, Fungi, Ascomycota, Sordariomycetes, Amphisphaeriales, Apiosporaceae. Gene Ontology annotation, molecular function: heme binding; monooxygenase activity; iron ion binding. The coding region runs from base 1 to 1617 and encodes 538 amino acids. The transcript is spliced from 5 exons.
AUGUCAUUUCUCAUGCUCAGCUUGGGCUUCUACCCGGGAGCCGUGGUAUAUGGUACCCUCGGCCUCGUGGUUUCCUACUUCAUCAUAGUAGCCGGCUAUCAAGUUGUACUACAUCCGCUCAGUCGCUAUCCGGGACCCUUCCUUGCCAAGCUCACCGAUGCGUAUCCUGGCUUCUACGCCUUCAGGCGCCGUCUUCAUUUGACUACGUACUUGGACCUCCAGAAGUAUGGCCCUGUCAUGCGUCAUGGGCCCAACAAACUCGUUUUCAACUCCAUCACAGCAUUGCGAGACAUAUACCAGAAUGAGAAGGUCACAAAGGCUGAUUCAUAUCUGGUUUCACAGGCAGCACCAAACGUGUUUAACUUCUUCAAUGCCAUAGACAGGGAUUUGCACCGGGUAAAGCGUAGGCUCAUAGGUGGGGCCGUCUCGGAGCGCUCCAUACGCGGCUUUGAGCCUACACUAUCUGCCCAGGUGGACAUCUUCGUGACGGGGCUUUUGACAUCUUCUGGUCCUAUCAACGUGACGGAAAGAAGCAAGCGGCUAGGCUAUGAUAUUGUCGGCCACCUCUCUUUCGGAUACGACCUUCGACUACAAACCCACGAGACCAACCGGUUCCUCAUCAGCGCCAUUAGACUCGGAAAUUACCGGAGUAACCUGAACAUGCAGUUCCCAUUUAUCCACAAAAUCCACCUACAUGAUGUCGUGGGCCGUUUCUUCUAUCCGUCAUGGGACAGGUUCACCAGUUUGUUGCAAACCAUGAUUAGAUCCCGCCUUGCUCAAGACAAGGACGCCCAGAACGACUUCUACGCGCAUGUUUCCAAUGCCCUAGCGACGGACGACGAAGACCCGCAGCAAAUUGACCUCUGGACCGAAGCAAUGUUCUUCACGAUUGCAGGUGGUGACACAACCGCGGCAGCUGUUGCUGCUACUUUUUUCUAUCUAUCACGCAACCAGGAGUGCUACCAGAAGGUAGCUCAAGAGAUACGGUCUACUUUCAAUUCCGGCUGCGAAGUGAGAGGGGGUCCUCUGCUGUCGGGCUGUCGUUAUUUGCGUGCCUGUAUUGAUGAGUCGCUGAGAAUGUCUCCGCCAGGGCCCAGCACGCCGUGGAGACAAUUGGCUCCAGACGAGAAGGACAGCGUAGUGAUGAUCGACGGGCACCCUGUUCCAAAAGGCAUAUCAUUUGGUGUGAAUAUUUAUGCAUUCCACCAUAAUGAUGAAUACUUCCCGAACCCGUAUCAGUUCUCCCCUGAGCGGUGGCUAACCCCGAGUUCUGAUACCCCAGAAAACCGCGAGCCUUACAAGCUCAUGCGUGAGGCCUUCUCUCCUUUCUCUAUAGGUUCUCGUUCAUGUGCCGGAAAACCGCUGGCUUAUCUCGAGACCAGUCUUGCGCUGGCUAAAACACUAUGGUACUUUGACUUCAAGCCGGCUUCCGGAAACCUUGGUCAGGUUGGCGCAGGUAACAGUGGGGCAGAGAUAGGAAGGGAGCGACCGGGGGAGUUCCAAUUGUUUGAUACUUUUAACUCUGUCCAUGAUGGUCCCUACUUGACUUUCAAGCCUCGGGGCGAUUUUGUAUGGCGCGACCUGCACCUUCUGAAGAAGGCUGAGACCUUGUCCUGA